AUGCUAGCAUUCAAUUUUAACCUAAUUUCUUUUCUUAUAUACAUCCGUCAUCCACCAGACCCUUCUAAUCACCCUGACUUCAUCUUCCUCCCUCUGCCGGACAAAUUAUCCGACACCGGCGGCUCUUCCGACUUCAUUCGGUUCUUGCAAGCUCUAAACGAUAACUGCAAACCCCAUUUUCAGAAACACCUCAUCCAGAUCAUAGAUGCACAAAAGGCCUCAUCUCAAAAGGAAUCAAUCGUUAUCAUCCAUGAUAAUCUCAUGUUUUGUGUCGGAUCAAUCGCCGGCGAUCUGGGUCUACCCUCCAUCAUAGUGCGCAGCAUCAGUUCUGCAUCAAGUUCCGAUUCCGAUUCGGAGUCGGACGUCGAAGCUCAAGCUGCUCUCGAAUUACAAACCCUAGAAACGGAACUCUCGACAAGGAGCAGCGAAGCAGCGGCGCAGGUGAGGUUUUCGGAGGUGUUUGCUUGA
Lactuca virosa is the source of this 468-nucleotide messenger RNA. Lineage: Eukaryota; Viridiplantae; Streptophyta; Magnoliopsida; Asterales; Asteraceae. The record is from the annotation of a GenBank genome assembly.